Aspergillus ibericus CBS 121593 is the source of this 7076-nucleotide messenger RNA. RefSeq names its product putative ubiquitin-protein ligase E3 component (UBR1). Gene Ontology annotation, molecular function: ubiquitin protein ligase activity; zinc ion binding. The coding region runs from base 452 to 6898 and encodes 2148 amino acids. The transcript is spliced from 2 exons. Gene Ontology annotation, biological process: ubiquitin-dependent protein catabolic process via the N-end rule pathway; protein ubiquitination. The record is from RefSeq and is a predicted model, not a curated record. Lineage: Eukaryota; Fungi; Ascomycota; Eurotiomycetes; Eurotiales; Aspergillaceae. Gene Ontology annotation, cellular component: ubiquitin ligase complex; cytoplasm.
AUUGCGGUCGCUUUUUUUUGCCUGGAUAUCUUCAUCGGGCGCAAUUCACGGGCAGACUCGGAAGGUCGAAGCGCUGCCCAUGAUAUCAACGGGUUGCUGGUGCGUGCGGUUGGAUACCACCACUCAUCCUCCCACCCCCACUGUGACAUCGCCGUCGCUGUUGUCGCUCGAUCACUAAGCCUCUCGACUGAUCUAGAUUUUUUACCCCCCUCGACUUCACAUGGGAAUUCAUCUUCCCCCAAUACCCUCCACCAAAUUUGUGGCCCCUCUUCACCCGGGCUCCUCUCACUCCGACUUGCCGCCACUUACAACUACGCCCCGUCGGCUGAGCGAUCGCAGGUUGGAAGAUCACAGGCCCGCCCCACGGAGCUUCCACUUCGCCCACUUUACCCUCCCCUCACUUGCCUGAACAGCCGGAUGAGUGCCGCGAUUGCAGCGCAAAGGCGGUAAAAUGAUGCUCUCGGACUUGGAGAGGGUCCUUGGGGAAGGCCUGGUACGGCUUCCCUUCAUGCACAACUAUCGCUACGGACCCCAAGCAGAGAAAGAUGUGCUCGAGCUACUCUUUCACUCCUUGACCGGUUUCAACGCGGAUUACCUCCGACUACUCUUCCCCGAGGGAACUCCGACCGGCCCGUGGAAACUAGCCGAAGCCCAGGGUGCGAAAGAAGGUGCGGAAUAUACCGAAGCGGCGCGGGGAAAGCGUUGUGGACAUAUUUUCAGGGCCGGUGAGGCAACGUACCGGUGUAUCACCUGCGCCGCGGAUGAUACCUGCGUGCUCUGCAGUCGUUGCUUCGACGCUUCCGAUCACACCGGUCAUCAGUAUCAGAUCUCUCUGUCGUCGGGAAAUUGCGGCUGCUGUGAUUGUGGAGAUGAGGAGGCAUGGCGGCUGCCGUUGUUUUGCGCCAUCCAUACCGACAGUGAUGAUAAGAAGGGCAAGCAGCGGGCGCAGACGCAGCUCCCGCGGGAUUUGAUGGAUAGUAUCCGGUUGACCGUCUCCCGGGUGCUGGAUUAUUUCUGCGAUGUCAUUUCUUGUUCUCCGGAGCAGCUGCGACUGCCCAAGACCGAGGAGGGUAUCAGACAGGACGAGGAGGCAUCCCGGCUACGUCCGGGCUGGUACGGAGAUGGAGAUAUGCCGGAAGAUGAGCCCGAGUUUGCACUGGCCCUCUGGAACGAUGAGAAGCAUACCAUCCGGGAUGUCGCUCAUCAAGUCAGCCGCGCCUGUCGGGAACGCGAUCGCUUCGGUAAUGAUAGAGCCCAUGAGACGAAUGAUAUCGGCAGAAGUGUGGUCAAGUACUCCAAGGAUUUGCAGAGGUUGCUGGCGGUGUCCAAGAUCAUCGAGCAGAUCAAGGUCACGGUCACGAUCCGCUCUGCUCGCGACACGUUCCGCGAGCAAAUGUGCGGGACCAUCGUGGAGUGGCUUGCCGAUAUCUCGGGCUGCAGUAUCCUUGAUGAUAAUGAGAUUUUGCGCCACACGGUCUGUGAGGCCCUGCUGAGCACAUGGCGACAUGGCAGCAAUGCCGUCAAUGCGGAUAUUGGAAUGAAGGGCAUCGACGACCAUCAGAGGUCGGAGAAUACCCCGUACCGCACCGUUAUGCUCACGGUGUCCCCGCAGGGACAGGUAGUUCUGGCUGCAGAAGAAGACGAUGACGAUGAAGAGGACAUUGACAAUGAUAACGAACCAGGUGGCGAUGGGGAUGGAGAUGAGGAAUUUGGGGAGACUCAUGAUGAUGAUGCCGACGAUGAAGACGACGAUAUGGAGCUUGAGAUUAGUAGACUACGUGGAGAGGUAGACGAGGAUGAGGACAUGGUAAUGGGCAACGCCGAUGAUGCUUUUGACAUCGCUCAGACUAUCCUCGGUCUGGCUGGGCGGCCUGCGUCUUCCGGCCCUCGGGCUCAGCAAGGACAAGGUGACGCAGAGCAAACCGCAUCCGAGAAUCAAGAUGAAAACCAGGAUAUGCAGCCACCAGCUAACGAACCCGGCGCGAACGAGCCAUGUGAGCUUCCGCCCAUGUCCUAUGUGGCGAUUCCCAAAACCCCUUCAGGCGUGGUCAAGCCUUCGCCGGCGAAGACCCCGAGUCACUGGCAAGUCCGGCCUUCCCUCCCGGGCAUUGGGGAGCAUAUUCCUCCCUACGAGGACUUGUGGCAGCGUACCCGCCUGGACUGGAUGAUUCUUUUCGAUCUUCGUCUAUGGAAGAAGACCCGGACGGAUCUUCGCGAUCUUUACAUCGGUACCGUCGUCAAUGUUCCGCAGUUCAAGCGCAUCAUGGGUCUACGCCUGUCGGCUCUGUACACGGCGCUGGCACAGCUGUACUUGAUUGCAGACCGAGAGCCCGAUCAUUCCAUUGUCAACCUCUCUCUCCAGCUUCUCACGACCCCCUCGAUUACGGAGGAGAUUGUCCUGCGCGGGAACUUCCUCACCAAAGUCAUGGCCAUCUUGUAUACCUUCCUCACUACGCGGCAGGUUGGUGAACCGUACGAAGUAAACCCGAACGCAACCCUGGCCUUCGAUGCCGGUUCUGUGACCAACCGACGUUUGUACCAUUUCUUCCUUGAUUUGCGAUACCUCCUGCAAUCAGAAUACGUACAGAACCGCGUGCGGACGGAGGAACCGUAUCUUCCCCAGUUCCUGGACCUCGUCAAGCUGUCGCAGGGUAUUUGCCCUAACGUGCGGGCUGUUGGGGAGCAUGUCGAAUACGAGACAGACGCGUGGAUCAGCGCGUCGAUCCUCAUGCGCGAGAUCAACCGGUUAUGCCGUCAGUUCUGUGAGGCCUUCCGCAACCCGGAGGUGGAUGGCGGCACAAAAUUACUGCGAGCACUCCGGACGGCAACUAUUGCGGCAGUUGUUCACUCCACAGGAGUUGAGCGCAAGCGGUUCGAUCAGGCGGAGAUCAAAGAGUAUGUCCGAUUCAAGACCCUACCGCCGCUCGACUUUGAAGUCGACCAGCAACGGGUUCCCCGCUACCGUGUCGUAGACUUUGUCGUGGAACGUGGCUCCAUGAGCUUCCAUCACGCUCUCCACUAUACGCUCUCGUGGCUGCUGGAAUGUGGCCGCAGUGUGAGCAGCGUCCUCAUGCGGGACGUGCUUCUGAGUGCUGCUCAUGCUGCCAAUGAAAAGUAUAUCCACGACAAUCAGCUGAGCCCCGAAGACUUGCUGCUGUCCAUGUUCGAUUAUCCUCUCCGGGUCUGCGCCUGGCUUGCGCAGAUGAAGGCCGGCAUGUGGGUGCGCAACGGUCUGAGUCUACGGCAUCAGAUGUCCCAAUACCGCGGUGUGUCAUCCCGCGACUUUGCCUAUUAUCGCGAUAUCUUCCUGCUCCAAACCGCGCUGGUGACAUGUGACCCGAGCCGGGUUCUUGCGUCGAUCGCAGACCGGUUUGGUAUGAUGGACUGGAUGACCCGCGAUUACAUGCCCCGUGCCGGCUAUGAAGACAAUCAGAUCAUCGAUGUCGCCGAGGAGUUUGUGCACCUCUUGGUCAUCCUGCUGACGGACCGGACGUCGCUCACCGCGGUGGACGACAGCGACAGUGCGACCCGCGAAAACAUGAGCCGCGAUAUCGCCCAUGUUCUGUGCUUCAAGCCUCUUUCUUUCUCGGACCUGUCGACCCGUCUUAGUGACAAGCUGCUCGACUCGGAUAUGUUCCAGACAGUGCUUGACGAUGUUGCGGGAUUCCGACCGCCUGAGGGCCUGAACGAUACGGGAACGUUUGAGCUGAAGCCGGAAUACAUCGACCUCAUUGAUCCUUAUAGCGCCCACUACAGCAAGAAUCAGCGUGACGAAGCAGAGAACAUCUAUCGGGAGUGGGUGGCUAAGAAAACCGGAAAGAAAGCAUCCGACAUUGUGUUUGAGCCGAAGCUACGGCCAAUUACUUCCGGCGCGUUCUCGGAGCUUCCUCGGUUUACCAGGACGCUCGUCUUCGCCCAAGUGGUGCAUCAUUGCUUGGACUAUGUCGUGUCAUCGAAAGAGCGUACCCCGAAUAUCCCAUCGACCCGUGUCGAGACGUUCCUGCAGGUGGUCCUCCACUUGAUUCUUGCAGCUUCGCUCGAAGACAGCAGUGAAGAAGAUGCAAUGUCUGACGAAUCCUCCCCGUCAUUUGUGUCGCACGCCUUGACCAAGGCCAAGGACACUACUCAGGCUGGUCCCUUGACUAUCGUUGGCCUCUUGGAGAAGAUCUCUGUCAUGACUGAGUUCUCCGCCUGUGGGCCCAAGAUCCGUCAUAUUCUGAAGAGGCUGUGGCAGAAGCGCCCUCAGGCUUACGCCUCUGCCACCGCUUCUCUCAAGUUCCCGUUCGAUCGAGUCGACACGAGCUCUCCGGCCAUUGACACCGACAAUGAGAAGGAAAUGAAGAAGAAACAAGCCCUGGAACGGCAAGCCCGGGUCAUGGCUCAAUUUCAACAGCAACAACAAAAUUUCCUCAACAGCCAAGAGGCCAUUGACUGGGGCGAGGAGGACUUUAGCGACCUGGAGUCCGAACCGGAGACGGCCCCGGAGGCCAAACUGUGGAAGUACCCUAGCGGGACCUGCAUUCUUUGUCAGGAAGAAACGAAUGACUCGCGUCUCUACGGCACAUUCGCAUUGAUCCAAGACAGUAGCAUCAUGCGGCUGACAGACAUCCGGGACCCUGACUGGAUCCGGGAGGUCAUCCGGACCCCGGCCAGCUUGGAUAAGUCCGCGGAGCACCUCCGUCCAUUUGGAGUCGCGGGGGAGAACCGCACCACAGUCCGUCGACUGGACUCGACCGGUGGCGAAGUGAUCAGCGAGAAGGUUGGCCUGAGCAAAGGCUUCAACGCGAAGAACACACUUCGCGGGCCGGUCACCACGGGCUGUGGUCAUAUCAUGCACUACUCUUGUUUUGAGGUAUAUUUCACUGCCACCCAUCGCCGCCACACGCAGCAGAUUGCGCGGAACCAUCCGGAGCGUCUCCUCAACAAGGAGUUUGUCUGUCCGCUGUGCAAGGCCCUCGGCAACUCAUUCCUCCCCAUCAUCUGGAAGGGCAAGGAGGAAUCAUACCCUGGCGCCUUGGGUACCUCUGUCUCUUUUGAGGAUUUCAUCAACACGGAAAUCAAAACUGCCCUCUCCCAGCCCCGCCAUUACGCACUUCUUACCGAGAACAAUGACUCGCAGCUCCAGUCGUCCUACCAGGAACUGUUCACCACCUACCUAUCCAAGACACUGGUCCCUCCGCUGGCGACCAAGGUCGAACAACUCAUGUCGUCGACAUUCCCAUCCACUGCUCCCUACCUGCCCCAGGCGAGGAUGCCGAUGCCUGGCCUUUUCCCAUCGCAGGAAGACAGCUCGACCACCAGCCCGCUGCAACAAGCUCCCGCUCUCAGCGGCAGCCCCAUGUCCGAGCUGGUGCAGAUCUACAAGCGACUGAAGCAGACCAUCCGGAUGAACCACAUCCCUUCCACCUUCAAUCACCAUCCGGAUACGACGGAGACGAAUGACCUGCUGCACACCGAUUCGUUGUUCCAGAGUUUCGGCUUCAGCAUUGCUGCUGCUGAGAUCUCCCAGCGCGGCGUGGAGUCGGAACCGGGGACGACGCUGUUGGACAAAAUCCCUCAGUUGACCCUGACGCAUCUCCGGGUCUUGGCGGAAAGUGCCCUGUCUUAUGCUGCGGUGGGGUGUGUCUACAAUGCCAAUGGCCCGCAUACGCACAGCGGAGAUGAAUUCCAAGAGUUGCACCGCCAGAAGAUCUGCCAGCUCUUCAUCGGCCAUCCCUGCUUGAACGGCACCGCUCUGCUGAAUGACGUGCGUGACAUCGAGCCGUUACUGGCGAAGGACACGUUCGUAUUCCUGGCCGAAUGCUCUCUCUCGCUCUUGCCAGUCCUGCCAAUCGAUGUUCGCCACCUGAUCCAGAUGUGUUACGUGGCAGAAAUGGUCAAGGUCGCGGUCACCUUCAUUCUUUGCCCUCAGGGCUUGAAGGAAGAGCUGGCGCAGCAUGGAGACGACCAGUACUUGUCGGCAUUUGAUCAGUCGGAUCCACGAUACGAGGCCAGUCGCCACUUUUUCAACUCCAUCGUUGCUGAGUUGAAGGCCAACUCCGUGGGCCGUGCGGGCGGGUCCUCUUUCCCUGCGGAGACUGGCUACGUCCGGGAUGGCGAGGAUGCGGCAACCCCCGAGGUUGUGAUCUCGCUGAGACGACUUGUGUCAAGCUAUGCCUUGACGUUCCUCCGGAAGGUGGUGAUCCUGCUCCAUGUUCAACACGGUGUUGAAUUCCCCAACACUGGCUUCCACGAUAUGAAUGCCUCGGAGCUUGAUCGCCUGACCAAGGUCCUGAAUCUGCCGUCGGUCGACCAGAUCUUUGCAUCCGUCAACUCGGCACGGGAGAGUGGCAAUCCGUUCGAUUCCGUGAUCUCCGGAUGGAUUUUCCACUGGAAUGCAUCCCGCUCAGGCAUUCGGUUGGCCGACCAUAAGCUGUGGCCCAGCCUCCCCCACCCGGCCAUCUUCGAACUGGUCGGCCUUCCCAAGUACUACGACAGUUUGAUCGAAGAGGCCAACCGGCGGCGGUGCCCGAAGUCCAAGAAGGAGCUGAGCGACCCCAGCAUCUGUCUCUUCUGCGGUGACAUUUUCUGUUCGCAGGCUGUGUGCUGCAUGGAGAACAAGCUGGGUGGAUGUAACCAGCAUGUUCAGAAAUGUGGCAAGAACAUUGGCUUAUUCAUCAACAUCCGCAAAUGCACCGUGCUCUACCUCCAUAAUGGCAAUGGAUCCUGGCACUAUGCACCCUACCUCGACCGCCACGGCGAGGUGGAUCCGGGUCUCCGACGCAACCGUCAGCUGAUCCUCAACCAAAAGCGCUACGACCGACUGCUUCGAGACGUGUGGCUGUCACACGGGAUCCCGGCGACGAUCAGCCGCAAGCUGGAGGCGGACAUCAACAAUGGAGGAUGGGAGACGAUCUAGAUUGGUGGACAGGACAGGACAGGACAUAUUUGCUACCCUAACUGCAUGGUAUAUGAUGUUGCUGGAGUGAAAAGCUCGUGACUGUGCAUUGAUCGGUUAGUUGAUUCUUGAAGAUACUAUUUAUAUAUGAUUGCCUGUGACUGCAGGCUUAGUUAUGUCAGUAAUGCCAUGAUUCUGG